GGACAAUCGAUGUGAUAGGGCCAGGCUGAACUUAUUGUACAUAAGCAUGCGUAGUAGUUGUUUGUGUACAUUUAUGUACAUAUCAGUUACACCGUUGGGGUUUGGAGCAUUUGGCCGUAUGUCGGAUUAAUCCUAGAAUGUCGCCCAUUUCUUCGUGAUCAUUCAACGUUCUUGUUCCUGUUAUUUACCGGUUCACUUUUUAUUUCAGUAAUAAAUUGUGACAUCAUUUUCCCCGGAGUCAGAUAAUCAGUGAAUGAUAGAAUUUCCGGGAUCUGGUGUGUCCGUUCAAGAUUUCUAAGAGAAUGACAAAAAAAUAUGGACUCAAUAAUCACGCUUAUUCUGAUGAGAAAAAUGAAUUACCUCGCGUGGAUAAACAGACAGAAGGAGAUUACGGGUACAGGGAAAACUCGAAGAACUUGGACAAAGAAAACAAACUGGUAAUUUCAGGUUUUUAACAGAAAUUUAAGACAACAGUUGACCAUUAUAAAAAUUUUUGGAAAUAAAACUCAACAAAAUCAUAUAACGUUUUUUUGUAUUUAAAUGUAUUGCAAAAAGGUUGACAUGCUCAAAGCUUCAGAACCUUACUCUCUAACGUGAAACAUGUAUCUGAGGAUUUUUGUAACAAGACUUUUAAAAACUUCCUAAUACAUUUGAACAAUCAGUGUGUUAGUGUUUCGUAUGUAAUAGGUGUUUUUGGGUUGGCCUGAGAGGACAGUGGUCGGCAAACACAUUAGUCAGAAGAGCCAAAAAGUCAGCAGCAGGACGAUUAAAUUUUUGUUGAGGCCCAAUUUUCUUUUCAAGAAACUUUCAAGAGCCAAGUUUGCCGGAGUCGAAACCAAUUUUAUGGCCGACUGACCGAACCGCACUCAGGUCGUUAGAGAGCCGGAUGUGGCUCGCGACCCGCGAUUUGCCGACCACUGCACUAGAGUACUAGGGAUUCUUAUCUUAUCCUUUAAGUAUGGAGUGUGUCGUAUAUAAUACGGUUGUUAGGUGGUGCCCAGAGUACUAGGGAUUUUAACUAUACUAUUCCUUUAAGUCAGAUAAAUUUGAGCAUAUCCCUACUAGUUUUAUUUUUUUUUUAAAAGUAUCAACACUGUUUAAUAUCAUUUCUACUCCCCGCCCCACCCCCAGGUUGACGUGACGUCAGCCCAUGUCGACGACGCGGAGGAAGACGACGAUGACGUAGAUAUCUCCUGCGGUAUCUGGAAUUUCAGGACGAAUGUCUUCGGUCGUUACUUCUCUAACCUCUACGUGUUCUCCGUGUGUGUGGGGAUAGCCGCACUGUUCUCUACCAUGGUGGAUCGAAUCAUCCCCGUCCAGGUGAGUGCCUGUGCAGAGUGACCGGGUGAGCGUUACGAAAUUACACUUCACGACUUUUAAAAAAAGAAUUAAAAAUGAAUAAAAACGUUAUAUAUCUUAGAAGUGCGUCAUUUUCUAAUAUGCAUGAAAAUGUCAAAUCUCAAGUUAAAUUUUCAGCCACUGAAAUCGAAUCUCCGUAAUUUCCGUUACGCUUUCACGGGACGGUGACCACAGAUUGACGUUGAAGGAUACAGCAAAUUAUAAAUCCGUUCCCCAAAAAUUGUACACUAACAUUACCACGCCUGUCAACAGUUGGCAAACCUAAAAUGUUAAAUGCAAAAUUAUGUGUACUUUCCAAAUAUACUUAUAAUAGAAAGGUGAUCACUCUUCAAUCACGUGAUAAUUUUUUAUUUUUUUUUUUGGACCGGAUAAGGCCAUUAUUCACUAAUCAACUACCGUAUUUUCCCGAUUAUAAGACGGACCUAAUUAUAAGACGCACCCGUAUAUAAGACGGACCUAAUUAUAAGACGCAACCGUAUAUAAGACGGACCUAAUUAUAAGACGCAACCGUAUAUAAGACGGACCUAAUUAUAAGACGCAACCGUAUAUAAGACGAACCAAAUUAUAAGACGCACCCGUAUAUAAGACGGACCUAAUUAUAAGACGCACCCGUAGUUAAGACGCGGGUUUUGACGAUGUGUGUAAACAUCAAUUAGACGAGACGCACGCGGCCGGGCCGUCAGCCGCACUGAGCAACUUGUAUCCGGUGGUUCCCUUUCCUUUAUCAUGAAUGAACAUUUUGUCCAGCGUUUCAUCACCCGUCGGAUGGGAACACGGUUUCAUUACCAUUUUUUUAGUUGACCUGUAGAUCAAAGCAUUGUAGGAGGCAGGGCCGCAAUAACGAUUUGUGUAAAAAAAAAUUUUUUUUUACAUAAGACGCAUCCAUAUUUAAGACGCACCCUGGGUGCGAGGUUCGUAAACUUCGUAUAAGACGCGUCUUAUGUACGCGAAAAUACGGUAAAUUGUUGCCCUAUGAUGAUAGGUUACAUGUAAAUACAUACCAUAUAAUCACACAUGAACUAUUUACCUUUGCAAUACUUUAUUACAUCAGUUAUAUACAGUAAAUGUACUUUAACAAUUCAUAUAAUGUUAUAAAGCGCUUACUCGACCCAUUCGAUCCUCAUUGAGUCAUGUCAUUCUCUAAAGUAAGUAGUCACCUGUGUUGGGGGGAAAUUCGAAUUCAGAAUUUAAACCCAAUGCAAUAAUGAUGACGUCAGAUGUAUGAAGUUUCGGACGAGUGUAACCUUAGCGUUCUUGCGACAGGCUUUUUAACCAACGGUCAGAUUUGAAUUUAACAUUUAAAUCCUUUAAUCCCCUACCCCCCCCCCUCCUUUCCCAGCUCAAGUCCUUGGAGAAACAGUUCAAUAUCGACAAUGCCAAGGCAGGGCUGCUGACGACGGGUAGCAAAAUGGGCCUCAUGUCAACCAUCCUAUAGUGUAACCUUAGCGUUCUUGCGACAGGCUUUUUAACCAACGGUCAGAUUUGAAUUUAACAUUUAAAUCCUUUAAACCCCUCCCCCCCCCCCCCUCCUUUCCCAGCUCAAGUCCUUGGAGAAACAGUUCAAUAUCGACAAUGCCAAGGCAGGGCUGCUGACGACGUGUAGCAAAAUUGGCCUCAUGUCAACCAUCCUAUUCGCUGGUCAUUUCACAAGGGUAAGUACCCUCUCUCAUGUUUUUAGUUCAUAGAGAUGCUGUGCCAAUGUGUGGGUGUUUUUUUUUCCCCUCCACUUUUAUUGUAUAAAAUUAACCUGCUCAUAUUAUAUAUUUAAUAUGAAAAUUUGUGCAAAGCCACCAAAUGAGAUGGCAGACUCGGCGCAAUAUCUAGUGUCUUUAUUUUAAAUACUGGGUAGCAGUGUAAAGAGUCCUAGUCUUAGUCAUUUAUAUGGCAAGAGCGUCCAGGUCAUGGAAUGAGAAGCGUGUUGUGUAUCCUGAUUUUGACUAUCCUGUUAAGGGAACCAGUGUGAACUCUUGUCAUGUGGUGGGUGGAUUUUUGGGGGGUUCAAAUUUGGAGAGAAAGAUUUGAGAGACGUACAGAGAGAGAAGAGUUGUUUUUGGUUAGAUUCAUGGAGGGGCUUUUGGCCUGGUAUUCAUAUUCUGCUGGAGGUAACUAAGAAGUAAUUUCGAUUGUGUACCAAGUGGAUUUCUUAGUGCAGUGUAAAUGACCGCUCAAUGGUGUGAUGAAGUGAAAUAAACGUAUGACAUGAGAAUGAACUAUUCCAUGGCGUGAUGAAGUGAAAUAAACGUAUGACAUGAGAAUGUACUAUUCAAUGGUGUGAUGAAGUGAAAUAAACGUAUAACAUGAGAAUGAACUAUUCAAUGGCGUGAUGAAGUGAAAUAAACGUAUGACAUGAGAAUGAACUAUUCAAUGGUGUGAUAAAGUGAAAUAAACGUAUGACAUGAGAAUGAACUAUUCAAUGGUGUGGUGAAGUGAAAUAAACGUAUAACAUGAGAAUGAACUAUUCAUUGGUGUGAUAAAGUGAAAUAAACGUAUGACAUGAGAAUGAACUAUUCAAUGGUGUGAUAAAGUGAAAUAAACGUAUGACAUGAGAAUGAACUAUUCAUUGGUGUGAUAAAGUGAAAUAAACGUAUGACAUGAGAAUGAACUAUUCAAUGGUGUGAUGAAGUGAAAUAAACGUAUAACAUGAGAAUGAACUAUUCAAUGGUGUGGUGAAAUGAAAUAAACGUAUCACAUGAGAAUGAACUAUUCAAUGGUGUGAUGAAGUGAAAUUAACGUAUGACAUGAGAAUGAACUAUUCAGCGGUGUGGUGAAGUGAAAUAAAUGUAUGACAUGAGAAUGAACUAUUCAGUGGUGUGAUGAAGUGAAAUAAACGUAUGACAUGAGAAUGAACUAUUCAAUGGUGUGAUGAGGUGAAAUAAACGUAUGACAUGAGAAUGAACUAUUCAAUGGUGUGGUGAAGUGAAAUAAACGUAUGACAUGACAAUGAACUAUUCAAUGGUGUGAUGAGGUGAAAUAAACGUAUGACAUGAGAAUGAACUAUUCAGUGGUGUGAUGAAGUGAAAUAAACGUAUGACAUGAGAAUGAACUAUUCAGUGGUGUGAUGAAGUGAAAUAAACGUAUGACAUGAGAAUGAACUAUUCAAUGGUGUGAUGAAGUGAAUUAAACGUAUGACAUGAGAAUGAACUAUUCAAUGGUGUUGUGAAGUGAAAUAAACAUAUAACAUGAUAAUGAACUAUUCAAUGGUGUGAUGAGGUGAAAUAAACGUAUGACAUGAGAAGUGAAAAAACGAAGAAUUAUAGCGCAGGAAGGAAGUUGUCCCCAAUGGUGUGAUGAAGUGAAAUAAACGUAUAACAUGAGAAUGAACUAUUCAAUGGUGUGGUGAAGUGAAAUAAACGUAUAACAUGAGAAUGAACUAUUCAAUGGUGUGAUGAAGUGAAAUAAACGUAUAACAUGAGAAUGAACUAUUCAAUGGUGUGGUGAAGUGAAAUAAACGUAUAACAUGAGAAUGAACUAUUCAAUGGUGUGGUGAAGUGAAAUAAACGUAUAACAUGAGAAUGAACUAUUCAAUGGUGUGAUGAAGUGAAAUAAACGUAUAACAUGAGAAUGAACUAUUCAAUGGUGUGGUGAAGUGAAAUAAACGUAUAACAUGAGAAUGAACUAUUCAAUGGUGUGAUGAAGUGAAAUAAACGUAUAACAUGAGAAUGAACUAUUCAAUGGCGUGAUGAAGUGAAAUAAACGUAUAACAUGAGAAUGAACUAUUCAAUGGUGUGGUGAAGUGAAAUAAACGUAUAACAUGAGAAUGAACUAUUCAAUGGUGUGAUGAAGUGAAAUAAACGUAUAACAUGAGAAUGAACUAUUCAAUGGUGUGGUGAAGUGAAAUAACGUAUGACAUGAGAAUGAACUAUUCAAUGAUGUGAUGAAGUGAAAUAAACGUAUGACAUGAGAAUGAACUAUUCAAUGGUGUGGUGAAGUGAAAUAAACGUAUAACAUGAGAAUGAACUAUUCAAUGGUGUGGUGAAGUGAAAUAAACGUAUGACAUGAGAAUGAACUAUUCAAUGGUGUGGUGAAGUGAAAUAAACGUAUAACAUGAUAAUGAACUAUUCAAUGGUGUGAUGAGGUGAAAUAAACGUAUGACAUGAGAAGUGAAAAAACGAAGAAUUAUAGCGCAGGAAGGAAGUUGUCCCCAAUGGUGUGAUGAAGUGAAAUAAACGUAUGACAUGAGAAUGAACUAUUCAAUGGUGUGGUGAAGUGAAAUAAACGUAUAACAUGAGAAUGAACUAUUCAAUGGUGUGGUGAAGUGAAAUAAACGUAUGACAUGAGAAUGAACUAUUCAAUGGUGUGGUGAAGUGAAAUAAACGUAUGACAUGAGAAUGAACUACUCAAUGGUGUGAUGAAGUGAAAUAAACGUAUAACAUGAGAAUGAACUAUUCAAUGGUGUGGUGAAGUGAAAUAAACGUAUGACAUGAGAAUGAACUAUUCAAUGGUGUGAUGAAGUGAAAUAAACGUAUAACAUGAGAAUGAACUAUUCAAUGGUGUGGUGAAGUGAAAUAAACGUAUGACAUGAGAAUGAACUAUUCAAUGGUGUGGUGAAGUGAAAUGAACGUAUGACAUGAGAAUGAACUACUCAAUUGUGUGGUGAAGUGAAAUAAACGUAUCACAUAAGAAUGAACUACUAAAUGGUGUGAUGAAGUGAAAUAAACGUAUCACAUAAGAAUGAACUACUAAAUGGUGUGAUGAAGUGAAAUAAACGUAUCACAUAAGAAUGAACUACUCAAUGAUGUGAUGAAGUGAAAUAAACGUAUCACAUAAGAAUGAACUACUAAAUGGUGUGAUGAAGUGAAAUAAACGUAAGACAUGAGAAUGAACUACUCAAUGAUGUGAUGAAGUUAAAUAAACGUAUGACAUGAGAAUGAACUACUCAAUGGUGUGAUGAAGUGAAAUAAACGUAUCACAUAAGAAUGAACUACUUCGUAUGACAUGAGAAUGAAAUAUUCAUUGGUGUGGUGAAGUGAGAUAAACGUAAAGCAUGAGAAUGAACUAUUCAAUGGUGUGGUGAAGUGAAAUAAACGUAUAACAUGAGAAUGAACUAUUCAAUGGUGUGAUGAGGUGAAAUAAACGUAUGACAUGAGAAUGAACUAUUCAGUGAUGUGGUGAAGUGAAAUAAACGUAUGACAUGAGAAUGAACUAUUCAGUUUUGUGGUGAAGUUAAAUAAACGAACAGAGUAAAAUACACAAUCCAUCGUUGUGAUGAAGUGAGAGACGAUAUCCAAAACAAAUGGUCUGACGUAAGGCCAUGCAAAGAGCAAUGUGGUUGUUUUUUUGUUUUUUUUUAACUAUCCUUAAGUUUUAGCAAAGAAUAAAAUACAAAUUUAGAAGAUUCUUCUAAUGUCUAUAUCUUUAUCAGUAAAACAAAAACAACAUAUAUAUAUAUAUAUAUAUAUAUACUACGGUAGGAUUCCGUGCUAUUUAAUAAGCAUAGAAAGAGGGAAAAGACUGGGCACAAUUCUCUCACAAAAAAACGAAGAGUUAUAGCGCAGGAAGGAAGUUGUCCCCAAGUGCCGUGUAAAACCAAGCAGGAAAAUAAAUUCCGGCUAUGCGAAAUUGUGCUUUGGUUAAUACCGCAUCAAAGAGGUGAUUAGCAACAACAAGAAAAAUAUUUUUUUACAGUUCAGACAUUGUAAAGAUAUUAAAAUUAAUGGUGUGCCAUUGUUGUUGUUUGUUUGUUUUUUUUUUCAUCUUUUCAGGAAAUUCAAAUAAAUAGUUUUAAUGCUCUGAAAGCCAUUGGAAGUGCCCUCAAUACAUUUUAGUUUAGAUCCGUAAAUCUAUUUUCAAUGGUUUGAUCACUAAUUGUGCUUUAUUCUCUCUCUGUUUCCACUAGAAAUCGAACAUUCCCGUCAUCAUUGGAGUGUCUGGCGUGGUACAGGGCUUUAUCUUAAUGAUGCCUGCAGUCUUACAGUACACCAAUCCUUACCAACUGGAGAUCUUGUGAGUGCUGGGCAAAAUACAAAUAGAUGUAUGUAAAUUAUUUGAAUCUAGGUCAAAUACAAUCCAAUCUAUAUAAAAUAUUUGUUACUGGGAACCCCUUGACACGGGGGGCCCAUUGACACAGGAAAAAAAUAACACAUCAACACAGGAACCCAGUGGCACAGGAACCCAUUGACAAUGGAAUACAUCGACACAGGAGGCAUUGACUCGUAUUAUGAACUCAUACAGGAACCCAUUGAUACACACGCACAAAAAGCCAUUGACACACUCACACACACAUACACGGGACACAUAAAGGAACCCAUUUAAACAUACAGGAACCCAAUGACACACAUGAACCCUUUGAAAGACACAAGGACCCAUUAAAACAAACAGGAACCCACUGACACAUAACGAAAAACCCGUUCUCGCGCAUAGACCCAUCAGCGCACACAUCAAGUCAUGUACACACACAUGAACCCAUUGAAAAACAGAGGAACCCCUUGACACACACAGGAACCCAUUGAAACACAGGAACCCCUUGACACACAGGAACCAAACGAAACGCGGGGGAACCCAUGGACACAAACUGGAACCCACUUACCACCACAACUUGACCACACAUUAUUUUUUUUAAACAGAACUUCCAACAAUGAAUCUAACCAUAAUGAUAGCAGCUCCAAGUACACGUGCAAUGGUGGUCUCACUGGCACAGCAGGUCAUGGAAACAGCAACGCAUCUGAUGGCGCCAGCAGCGAAGAGGUACAGAAGAAAUAGUUUCAUUCAUACGUGAUAUCAGGGCUCGGGGAACGGUUUUUUUAAACCAGUUAUCGCAAAAAAUAUGUGUUUGCGCUGACGUCACCUCCUCGAUUUAAAAGGGAGAGGAUCGCAGAAUAUUUUAAAUUCAUCAUGGUUUAUUGAAUCUAUUUAUACCAGUGGUUCUCCAGCUCAACCUUCCUACUGCCGCGAUCCUUUGAUACAGUUCGUCAUAUUAUGGUGGACCCCCCCCCCCUCACCAUAAAAUUAUUUUCGAUGCUGCUUUAUAAAUGCAUGUUUUUCUACGGUCUUAGGCGACACCCCUGUAAGGGUCGCUCGACCACCAAAGGGGUUGAAAACCGCUCAUUUAUACGGAGACUACAAUCACAAAUUUAGAGGUUAUGCAUUAAAUGUUGUCAAAUAAAUCAAUAAGUGUCCUUGGGAUUUCUUUGAAAACUUUUCCCGCCUAAAUGUUUAUUAGGAAUGAUAUUGUUUUAUUUCUUUAACAAUAACAAUAAAAUUUGGGCUUUAUUAUGCCAUAAUAUUUUUGGUAAGUCUACGGGCUAAACCGAAUUAUGUGCUCCGUUACUGUAUUCAGUAGCGUGGGGGGAAAUAUUUUUUCACAAAUGGAUUUCAAUACGUAGGUUAAAUAGGUACGUUAAAUGGAUGGGUGGGAUAAAUAAUAAUAAUAAUAAUAAUAAAGUUCAUUUCAAAAACACGCUUCAUCCCCAAAGGCUCGAAGCGCGGUACAAAGUCAACAAAAAACAUAUCUAUAAUUUACCACAUUUAAAACAAACGCAACACUACAAAAACUAAUUACAAGCAACAAUCUCAAAGUCUUUCUUGCCAUUUCAACCCAGAGCAACACAGCCAUUAUACAUUAACUGGAAAAUAAGGUGGGGUUAAAUAGCUAGUUUAAAUAGGUAGUCUAAAUAGGUAUGUUAAAUUGGAAGGUUAAAUAGGUAUGUUAAACAGGCAGGAUAAAUGGGUAUUUUAAUUAGGAAUUAGCCUUUGCGGCUGUCUCCUCUUGUGCGAUUUUAAAAACUUUUUUUGCAGCUCUUGACACCUUCAUGCAUAAGUUAAACAGUAGUUCACUAUGUAUGAACACAAAAUGAAAAGUGGGCCCAUGAACCAAGCCUUCAGCCCACCGAAUUGUUAUGAAAACCACAAACUCGUUUCCACAUCUUAUAUAUUUACAUACAUGUAUCUCUCAGAGUGUGCCUUAUAAUAAGUAUAUUUUUAUAAUAUAGAAUGUGCCCUAUAAUAAUUAUCUUUUUACAAUAAUAGAAUGUGCGCUUUAAUAGUUAUCUUUUUACAAUAAUAGAAUGUGCCCUAUAAUAAGUAUCUUUUUACAAUAAUAGGAUGUCCCCUAUAAUAAUUAUGUUAUUACAAUAAUAGAAUGUGCCCUAUAAUAAUUAUGUUAUUACAAUAAUAGAAUGUGCCCUAUAAUAAUUAUGUUAUUACAAUAAUAGAAUGUGCCUUAUAAUAAUUAUGCUAUUACAAUAAUAGAAUGUGCCCUAUAAUAAUUAUGCUAUUACAAUAAUAGAAUGUGCCCUAUAAUAAUUAUGUUAUUACAAUAAUAGAAUGUGCCCUAUAAUAAUUAUGCUAUUACAAUAAUAGAAUGUGCCAUAUAAUAAUUAUGCUAUUACAAUAAUAGAAUGUGCCCUAUAAUAAUUAUGCUAUUACAAUAAUAGAAUGUGCUCUAUAAUAAUUAUGCUAUUACAAUAAUAGCAUGUGCCAAUUAAUAAAUAUCGUUUUCAAAGAUCAACGACGUCGCCUUCAUAGUGGUGUUGGCUAUGCAGGUGUUGAAAGGUGUCACGGACACAUUCCACUCCUUCUUCCUGCCACCUGUUUACAUGGACGACAAUGCCGUGGACAAGACCAAGAUGUCCAUUUAUAUGGGUCAGUAGACACGACGAAUUACCUUUCAGCUAUUUUACCAAAAUGGUCAAAUUACCUGCAUUAAUGUCAAACUUGGCUGAGAUUAAUGUCAUCUCAAUUUUUGUCACACUUGGCUGAGAUUAAUGCCAUCCCAAAUAAGUUUCAAACUUGGCUGAGAUUAAUGCCAUCCCAAAUAGGUUUCAAACUUGGCUGAGAUUAAUGCCAUCUCAAUAAGUGUCAAACGUGGCUGAUAUUAAUGCCAUCUCAAUUAGUGUCAAACGUGGCUGAUAUUAAUGCCAUCCCAAAUUAGUGUCAAACUUGGCUGAUAUUAAUGCCAUCCCAAAUUAGUGUUAGACUUGGCUGAGAUUAUCGCCAUCUCAAUUAGUGUCAAACUUGGCUGAUAUUAAUGCCAUCCCAAAUUAGUGUCAAACGUGGCUGAUAUUAAUGCCAUCCCAAAUUAGUGUCAAACUUGGCUGAGAUUAUCGCCAUCCCAAAUUAGUGUCAAACUUGGCUGAGAUGAAUGCCAUCCCAAACUAGUGUCAAACUUGGCUGAGAUGAAUGCCCUCCCAAACUAGUGUCAAACGUGGCUUUGAUGAAUGCCAUCCCAAAUUAUUGUCAAACUUGGCUGAGAUUAUCGCCAUCCCAAAUUAGUGUCAAACUUGGCUGAGAUUAACGCCCUCCAAAUUUAUGUUAUAAAUAAAACUCAUAGCAACACAUUCUUAGUGCCAAUUGUCAAGCACACUAACUUGAGAACCAGAUUUUUUAAAUACCAAAAAUAGAAAUGACUCCAAUUAUACAAACAAAAUACCAGACUCCAACAAAACAAAAUACAAGACUCCAAAAAAGCAAAAUACCAGACACCAACUAAACAAAAUUCGAGACUCCAACAAAACUAAAUACCAGAUUACAAAAUAAAAUACCAGAUAACAAAAUAAAAUACCAGAUAACAAAAUAAAAUAACAGAUAACAAAAUAAAAUACCAGACAACAAAACAAAUACCAGACACUAACAAAACAAAAUACCAGACUCAAAAAAAGCAAAAUACCAGACACCAACAAAACAAAAUACCAGACUCCAAAAAAAGCAAAAUACCAGACACCAACAAAACAAAUUACCAGACUCCAAAAAAAGCAAAAUACCAGACAUCAACUAAACAAAAUACCAGACUCCAAAAAAAGCAAAAUACCAGACACCAACAAAACAAAAUACCAGACUCCAAAAAAAAGCAAAAUACCAGACACCAACAAAACAAAAUACCAGACUCCAAAAAAAGCAAAAUACCAGACACCAACAAAACAAAAUACCAGACUAAAAAAAAAAGCAAAAUACCAGACACCAACAAAACAAAAUACCAGACUCCAAAAAAAGCAAAAUACCAGACACCAACUAAACAAAAUACCAGACUCCAAAAAAAGCAAAAUACCAGACACCAACAAAACAAAAUACCAGACUCCAAAAAAAGCAAAAUACCAGACACCAACAAAACAAAAUACCAGACUCCAACAAAACAAAAUACCAGACUCAAACAAAACAAAAUACCAGACUCCAAAAAAAGCAAAAUACCAGCCACCAACAAAACAAAAUACCAGACUCCAAAAAAAGCAAAAUACCAGACAUCAACUAAACAAAAUACCAGACUCCAAAAAAAGCAAAAUACCAGACACCAACUAAACAAAAUACCAGACUCAAAAAAAAGCAAAAUACCAGACACCAACUAAACAAAAUACCAGACAACAAAACAAAAUAUUAGAUUCCAACAAACCAAAAUACCAGACUCCAAGAAAACAUGCUAAGUAGAUUGGUAUGAUAAUAAAUGAAGAACUGUCUUGGAGGUAUUUGAAGGAAAUAGUGGAACAAGGAAUGUGGAAACUUGAAAUGUAAAGACAAGACUAUAAAAUGAGAACGUUUCGGCUAAGAGCCUUCCUCAGCAGACAGGACAAAAGGAGAAACAACAAGAAAUAGAAAACAGUUCAAAAUCUUAAGAGUUUGGAGUUUUGGCGUUUUUCCGACACCAAAUCUGUGUGCUAUCCAAACUAUGACACGAGGUAAACGAAGAGAGCAUGUAUCAUAACUGUGAAACAAACGAUUGCAAUGGACCAACAAAAAUUGAAACAUGUCAAAUAUAAGAAAUAAGAAAAUAAAAUUACUGUGAAAUAGGGGCAUGAAUUUGACCUGAAAUCAUCUCAUUAAGUUACCUUACAGUUUAUUUACCCACUAAUAUUUAGAUGUAUGACUUUGACAGACCUUCUCAUUAAGUAACCUUACAGUUUAUCUACCCACUGACAAUGAGAUGUAUGACUAUGACAAACCAUUUUAUUAAGUUACCUUACCGUUUAUCUACCCACUAAUUUUGAGAUGCAUGGCUUUGACAAACCAUCUCAUUAGUUACCUUACAGUUUAUCUACUCACUAAUAUUGAGAUACAUGACUUUGACAAACCAUCUCGAUAAUUGUUACUCUACGGUUAUCUACCCACUAAUAUUGAGAUGUAUGACUUUGACAAAUCAUCUCAUUAAUUGUUACUUUACGGUUAUCUACCCACUAAUAUUGAAAUGUAUGACUUUGACAAACCAUCUCAUUAAGUUACCUUACAGCUUGUCUACUCACUAAUAUUGAGAUGUAUGUUGUUGUUUUGUUUUUUUUUUGGAAAUCAAGAACGCAUAAGAACAUGAUGCAAUCACGUGUCAACAUCUUCCUCAGGUAUUCGUCAGCUAUUCUCCAACUUAGCACAACCUUUGGGCACAGAGAUUAAUGGAAUUCUGACUGAGAUCCCGGUGGACCUUAAAGGUAAAAGCAUUUACAGAGGACUGACAAUAUAUCUGACGUGUUAAGACCAGAUUAUCGAUUGGGACUUUAAUUUAACCUUAAAAGUCUGUGUCGUCCAAUGACUAGUCAUCGUUCAACUCCACUAACUCCGAAUUAUAUAUUAUGUCACUUUAAACAAAAAUGGUAUUCCAUUGCUUUUUAAACACGUUAAAACUACUUUCAAGCAGUGGUUCUCAAAGUGGUGGACUGCGGACCAGUUCUGCUCCAAGAGCCUUACGUUACCGCACUACAUGAGUCGACACAUUUUUGAACUAAGUUAAAUGUUACAUCGUUUGAGUCAGUUAUCGAAUCCAGCAUAUACGCGAGAUUGCCUUGAGCAUAAAAAUAUCCCGCAAUGCAAGUUUAAAUUUUUAAGAAAUCCAAAGCUACAAAGAAAAGCACAAACAAAUCAAGGCGAAACAAAUUUUAAAAGCAUAAAUAGGAUCUACAAAAUGAUGACUAAACCAACAAACCCACUGUGGCGUUUGUAUGGGGAAAAUGGGGAUACCAGAUAAAACACACAACAAUUUGACCAAGCGAACGAAGCUAAUUGCAGAUUGGGAAUGAACUAGAGCGCAAGCAUUUUCGGCUACUUUAAACAUAGUGAUGCCUAAACAUGCAAGUUUGUAUCUCUAAGUAUCGUGCCACACAACUACACCAUGUAUGCGACACAUUAACGUUUUUUUUUUCUAACUGGUAUUUAAGUUGUUUUUAUUUGAGAGCAGCCAUAAAAAAAAACUAAUAAGCUAUGCUAACAUCAAAUGGUAAUUGUAAUAGUUAAUAGAGUCUUGUGGGAUAUCGUGCCAUUUUAAGGUCCAUCUAAAAAAUAUAAAUAUUAGAAGUGGCACAGGUCCAAGGUGCGGUUGGAAACAUGUACGCCGUUCCGCCAUACUUGAAAGCUUUGGAAAAACUGCUGUAGAGUUUUAAAACUCUUGUCCAUCUAUUGAAUAAUUCCCUGUUUCAGAGACUCAGAUGAACCCCAAGGACAGCCGGUUCGUGGCCGCGUGGUGGCUCGCCUUCCUCAUCUUCGGUGUGGGCACCGUCAUCGCAUCGUUUCCGCUAAUUCUCUUCCCCAAGCAGCUCAUCUCCAAGAAGAAACAACAGAGGGCGCUGGAUAAAGCGACCGUCACCUUCGCGGGGGGUCAUGUCAAUGAACAGGAAGAAGAACAGGAAGCGGAGUAAGUGAAGAAUCUGUGCAGCUGAAUUUUUGUUUCACGUCUAAAAGUCCGGCGUUUGUUUUUAGUUUAAAAUUAAUAUUAUUGAUUAGUGACAUGUCUUGUUUUCCAGCCAACUGAUGGUGAUUUUUUUUAAAAAUGUCUUUAAACGGAUGUAACCAGUCGUGUCGCUAGGGUGAUGUGGUGUGCGGACCAUCCUGGUUGACAUCCUAGUUAUGGAUGACGCUGAAUGGAAAACUGAAAAUUUGACAUAGCUUGCUCCCGUCAUUUUCAUUAAGCGUAUCGUAGUUAAAUACAAGAACACGUGGCCAACAGAACAGGCUAUACCAACAGAACAGGUUGCCACGCCACCAGAGCAGGUUGCCACUAAAGCAAGUUGCCACCGGAGCAGGGUGCCACCAGAGCUGGUUUCGCACCCGAUCUGGUUGCCACCGGAGCCAUUUGUCACCAGGGGUCCGUGAUUCAUCCUCACCGGGUGACACCAAUCCUAAUGACGCAACCGGAUUAACGCUCACCAUUCCUUUCAGCAAUGUUACCGUUAAAAUCCCGUCGUUGAUUUCAUCCCGUAGGAAACCUAUCAUCGUGAUUACGUCAGAAGACAACGACUUCCUCUCUCCCGCUAAGAGACGCUUCAGCUUGCAGUCCUCUAGGAAAAACAGUAAUGCGUCCAACAGUCACCCGAGCAGUAGAAGGUGAGGUUAACUAAGGGGGGCUCGUGUUAAAAAAAAACCAGAGACUUCAAUGUUGAAUUAGAGGGCAUUUAAACUGUUGUAUACAGUUGAUAUAAUUAAAUGACAUUUAAACUGUUUAUACACAGUUCAUAUAAUGAAAUGCUGCUCCUCAGAAAUUGACUAACUGUAAUGCUAGUUAUUAGUUCCUACUGAAAUGUGACUUAAUCAAUCUUCUAUUCAGUAGGAUGUUCCUAAUGUUUUAGUUCAAAGAUUAUAUCAGCUUGUUUGUGGAAAGGGGGAGGGGGAGGUGGAUCUAUCUUAACUUUUCCCUUGGCAACCACUGCUGUUUUUAAAUGGUCAAACGUAUGUGGUCAAAAACCAAACCCAUAGAAGUCCAUACAAGUCCAAACAAAUCUUUUGCCUUAUUUAUUCAAGUUCAGCACACCUUUUUCUUAUAUUUUAUAUACACAACUUGAAUGCGUCCAUCAAUUAUUACAAAUCCAUACAAGUCCAUCGAAAUGUUCAUGGGAAACACAGCAAUAAAAUACACAAUUUAUAAUCGUACAACUAUUUUAGUGUUAAUAUCUGGGAGGGGGGAAUUUAAGGCUUCGUUUUUCAUAAUGAAAUCCUGUUGAUUUAUUUACAACUCUUAUUUUAAAAGAUGUAUUGACCGUUUAGAAGCGAGAUUUUAAAACAUUGCGUUGGUAUCUGUGGGACUGUUAAAGACUGGAGCUGACCUUGGCUAAAAUAGUAAAUAAAAAACAGAUCAAUGUGUAGUGCACCACUAUAGUUAAAAUAUUAUGUGAAAAACAUAGUCUAACUUUUUGAGAAUGUUCACUAGUCCGUGACGGACAUUUUAGUCGUUCUCACCAAAAGAUAUCAUAGUCUGACGACUGAAAUAAAAUUCACAUUUUCUUAGUCGGCGAGAGAAAGAAAAUUUCUGACGAAAUGAAAACAAAGAUAUGUAAUGUAUAAUUCAAUAUUAUAUCAUUCCCUUAAAAUCAUAUUUGUGUGAUUGCUCAGGGCGAGUUUGUUCCCACCCCUGGAAGGACCCACAGAACGGAAGGUCAGCUUGACCGGGGACAUCGUCUUCGCACAGACCAAGCGUCGUAGAAAUGAGCCUCAGACCAACGAAACUAGGGGCAAACAAGAGAGCAGCAUGAUGGAGCUGCUGAAAGGUGAGACGUUCUCCGCUGUACGCCAGUUCUUGCUGUUGUUUUUUUUUUAACUGGCAUCCGUCCGUCACAAAGGGGCGUUGGUGUAGACCUCGCGGGAAGAAAUCACAAGGCCUGGGAUUUUUUCUUUAGGAGGCAGCAAAUCGCCUGUCCCCACGCACCUGGUUAACCCAAGGGAACAUCACGUGUGAGUCAAACAGCUUGGCACCAUUAGCGUCGCAGGGGUUGCCGGAAUAUUCAUUGUGUCAAUGUUAUCCGCCUGCGGGACUCCAUCUCCGGUUUUGAAUUCAGAGUUUGCCGCCUUCUCUUAGAUGAGUUGCCGUCCAAGCUUAACGAUUCCCUUCCAGCCGGGGUGCUGGUGAUUUUUUUUUUUUUUGCUUGUCUUGGAGUUGGUGGGGACCACCCUCUAUUUCAGCGGUUCUCAACCUGUGGGUCGUGGCCCCUUAUCUUAGAUGAGUUGCCGUCCAAGCUUUACGGUUCCCUUCCUGCCGGGGUGCUGGUGAUUUUUUUUUUUUUUUGCUUGUCUUGGAGUUGGUGGGGACCACCCUCUAUUUCAGCGGUUCUCAACCUGUGGGUCGUGGCCCCUUUUGGGGGGGGGGUGUCACACGAUCCUUUCACAAGGGUCGCCUAAGACUAUCUGAAAACACACAUAGUCUGCAGUUAUAAAGUAUCAACGAAAAUAAUUUUGUGGAUGGGAUCGCCGCAACAUGAGGACCUGUAUUAAAGGUUCGCGACAUUAGAAAGGUUGAGAACCACUGCUCUAUUUAGAUUGAAUCAGUUUAGACCGCUAGGCCAACCAGCAACCUAUAUGCCACUAUUCAAGUUAAAUUCAAGAUAAUUAGUUUUCCACAAUAGAAAUUGGACCGUGGAUUUGUAGAGCUAAAUAUAAGAUCGCUUUUCUAAUCUAUUUUUUUUGGCAUUGGCAGAUCUUAAUUCUUCUCAAAAGUAGAUAUUAUAUGACAUCAUAUUGUGUUUGUUGCAGAUUUCCCACGUGCUGUUCUCCGUCUCCUCAGGUCUCCUGUGUACGUUCUGAUCCUAGUGGACAUUGCCAUCAUCUCCAUACCCAUGAAUGGGAUGUCCAUGUUUAGGAAUGUGUAUAUGGCCAAUGAGUACAAUAUCCCCAUGUCUCAGGUCUCGUACGCGUCAGGUAAUUGUCCUAAUGUGAACAUGGCUAAUGGCUAAAAUAUUCAUAUGUAGGAAUCAGUUCAAUAUGCGGCACUCUCCUGUAGCACUUUGGGGGCGGGUUGUUUUGUUUUGUUGUUGUUUUUUUUAGGGGGGGGGGGGGGGUUGUUUAAUUUUUUUUGUUGAAGGUAGAGGGGAGGGGGGAGGGGUUGAUUAAAUUUUCUUCAUGCAUAUUGGACCAUAGAACAUAAAAUUGAGCUAAAGCAGCAAAAAAGAAAAACGGGAAGCAACUCAUGUAAUAAAAAGAAAUAAAAUUAAACUUUACUAAAGGGAAGCAGCUUUCCAUAAUUUCACGAAAUGUUGCAUAUGGGAAGGAACUCAUUUGAAAAAGACGAAACAAAUAAUCCUCAAAAGAUAACUUCAAUUCCCUCAAAGAUGAUGUUGCCAUAAACCGAAACGAUUUAUUAUUUAUUUAUUUAUUUAACUUGUAUAGUUAUAACGCGUUUAUUUAAAGUGUCAUUUCGUUCUUAUUACAAGCUUUCUUCUAAAGGAUAACUCAUGUGUAAGCUUUUACAGGUCCCACCGACUGUAAGCGUACUUAGAGUAUUCAAUUUUGUGAAGGGGCUUCCUGCGAUUCUGAUGCACUUUUUAAAAAUAAUAAAUAAAUUCUUUAAAUCCAUCCAAUCACAGGCAUCAGUACUGCCGUUGGCCACAUCACUGGGACGGUGGCCAGCUCCUGGUUGGCAAGUCGAGUCCACUCCAAAUUCGGGUACCUUUACAUCAUGCUGGCCUCGUACCUUGUCCAAACCGGCCUCAACCCCCUCUACAUCAUCUUCGGUUGUGGCAAUGAACAAGUCUUUGGCGCCACAGGCGAAUAGUGAGUUGUUCUGUUUUGUUUUUGUUCUUUCCCAAGAUCGAUGUAGACGACGCCUCCUUGGUUGUGCUCUGACAGCUAGUGUUUUAGUUCAUCAUGACCGUUUUCACUUUAAACACGGUUUUGUCGACCAAGAAUGCUUGCAUCCCCAUGGGGUGAGUGGGGUGCAUUUAAGGGGGUUGCGAGAAAAGGGAGAUUAUAAGAUCAAAGAAGGCAUUAGCUUUUAAUAUCGUAUAUUAUAUGAGAGAGAUUAAAAGAUUAGAUUAGACAUUACCUUUUUAGUUAUGAUUUUUUUUUUUUUCUUUUUUUGAAUUCAUCCACUCAUUUUCUUGUUUCUACAGUUUUUCUUGCAACUCACUACGUAAAUCAGAAAAAAAAAAUUUAAGAGUGUUUGGGACUAGUCAAAUAAUUGAUAGGGUGCGGGGAGCACAGAAAAUGUUGGGAAACCCUAAUUUAAAGUGUCAUUUUUUUCCCUACCUUUUUUGUUAACUUUCGGAUCUUUGACAAAAGCAUUUUCUAUGCGUGCCUGUCUGAUUCAUCUGGGUAAUUUUUUUCUUUUUUAAAAUAAAUAUUUUGUUUAUACAAUUCAUUUCAGCGGCGUUCCUAUCAACGACACAGACAGCUGCAACUGUACAGCAGCCAAACAGCUGAUAUCUUGCGGCAGUGACGGCAUGAAUUACCUGUCCCCGUGCUUCGCAGGUUGUACCGGUGUUGAUGGGAAGGUGGGUUGGCUUUUAAGGCAUACAUGCGUGUGGAUGUGAAAAGUGCGUGGGGUGUCUCGGCGCUUCCAGCUGGUACAGGUAGGCUCAGUUAAGGUCAUCGGGUCAGUCGGGGUCAGUCAAGAGCACGUCGGGUCUGUCAGGUUCAUUCAGACACGGUCAGGUCAAAUCGGAGACAGUUAGGGUCAAUCCAGUCAGUCAAUGACAGUUAAGGUGAGUCAAUGACAGUUAUGGUCAAUCGGGGUCUUCAGAGAUAUUCCUUUUUUGAAAUAAUUUAUAAUCAACUUCUGGAAUCUACGUUCAAAAAUCUUUGUAUUAAACUCUGUCCAGCUCUUCACCGAAUGCUCGCGCCUGAUGAACACGACGUCGCCAGCGAUAGUCACGCCGGGUCUCUGUAAUACGGACUGCUUCAACAACUUCCUCCUCUACACAGGUCUUCAUGGGGUGCAGUACUUCGUGGAAGGUGCCUCCAUGGUGCCGCGCAAUCUCCUCAUUUUAAGGUAAAUACAACAAACCAGAACCGAUUACCUAUUUUUUUUUUAUUUAAUUAAAGUACAUAUUAUAUCUCUCCCCAAGUGGGACAGAAGGAGUCCUGCGUGGUUUGAGAUUUUAAGACUCCGAAGCUAGCUUGCAGUUAAUUGUGCGUGGGAGAUUAACUGGCCUCAUAUACUCUUCGGAAAUUAUAAGCGAUGCCAGUUUAGGGAAAAAUUUAAUCCGACUGAAUCCUGAUAACCUGAAUACUUUCUCCCUAGGAAACCUAUUAUUAUACUGAUGACAUUAGAUAACAAUGACAAGGUUCUGAGCGGAAUGGUGAUUAUAUACAUUAGAUGACAGUGAUAAGGUUCUGAGCAGAAUGUUGAUUUCAUUAAAUGACAAGGUUCUGAGCGAAAUGGUGAUUUCAUUAGAUGACAAUGACAAGGUUCUGAGCGAAAUGGUGAUUACAUUAGAAGACAAUAACAAGGUUCUGAGCGGAACAGCCAUUACAUUAGAUGACAAAUUAAUCAGCUUUUUAUCCUUUUUUUUUUUUAAAGUAAAAGCCUAUAUUUAUAUUUUGAGUACACAGCACGAUAUGUCUUAUAAUGUUAAACACGUAUAUUUACUUGUGUAACAAUAUCUUUAGUAGAGGAUUGGAAAAACGAUUAUUCGGAGAAUCCUAAAAAUGGGAUAAGCCGGAAACGUACAGAAUGAAACCAUCAUCCCAGAGGGGCUGUGGUCGGGAAAAGUUUGCGAACCUCUGAUUUAAAUUAUUUAAAAUAUUUUGCUGUCGUAACUAAAAAAAAAUUGUCACAAUUUUUUUUUCUUUCUUCAGAUUAGUUGACCCACGUGACCGAGCAUUCGCCAUUAGCUUCUUCAUGUUCUUUAUGAAUGUCAGUAAGUUGUGAAAUAAGUUGUUCUUUUGAACAAAGUAAUGGUUUUGUGUGGGCGCGUGUUAACAAAGUAGUUCUCUUGAACAAAGUAAUGGUUUUGUGUGGGCGUGUGUGAACAAAGUAGUUCUUUUUAGCAAAGUAAUGGUUUAUUGUCUCGUCACACCUAAAAAGAAAUCAAAACAUUCAUAAAAUGUUCAUAACUAAACUAAGAUUUUAUUUUAUUCUUUAACAUUUUCCCAUUAUGGAUUAAGAUGUAAUAUUUUUAGAAAACUGUUGCGCAAAACAACGAAGUCAUCCCUGAGCCGAAUGUAAAAUGUCCAAAACAGUUGACUGAGUUUCACCUAUAAUACCUGGGGCAAUUCGACCUCAAAUUAAUGGGGUUUUUUUUAAUUAAUUGAAUAAAGAUUUUUUUUUCAAAACUAACAAAAAAAUUAGAUUUGUUAAAUAUAUAUAUAUAUAUAUAUAUAAUAUAAACAAAUAUUUUUUUUUUAAAUGAGACGUUACAAAUUUUUUACUCCCCACUCCCCUCUCACAAAGUGUCACAAAUGCUUUAUCCCCUCCUCCAUCCCCCCCUCACAACCCCCGAUUGUGACGUAAUUAGAGAUUGACCUCCUAUUAAAUUUAGGUUAAAGUUCAAGAGCUUAAUAAAAUUCUAAUAUUAAUAAUAAACCUAAUCACUCAGUCCUAAAUCCUUAUGAACAAGUUCUUAUCAUUGUGAUUUCAGUAAGUAUCCCUUCGCCAAAUAUUUUUGGAUCAAUCAUUGAUGACACUUGCCUGAUCUGGGACAAAGAUUUUUGCCAGCUGUAUGACAGAGACAAAAUUAGGUAGUGUACAAAUGUAAUACGUUAAACUUAUGUUUUUUUUAACACAAUAAAGAAUGAAGGGGUGUGGUGAAAUCUGUAUCCAGAAAUUUGAUCGAAAGAAAUUUCGUCGACGGUAAAUUGAUCGAAGGGAAUUUGAUCGAACGGAAUUUUGGUCGAACGCAUUAUUUUGUUUUACCAGAUAGUAUAGUGCGUUCAAAAAGAAAUUUGACAAAAAUGUUAACGUGUGAACUGAAGAAAAAAAAAGGUUCGACCAAAUUUCCGUUCUAUCAAAUUUCCGUCGAUCAAUUAACCGUCGACGAAAUUUCUUUCGAUCAAAUUUCCGGUAACCGGUGAAAUCAGAGUGAAAGACGUAGCUGAGAAAUUGUUUUGCUUUCAUUAUGAACUAUGAAAUGGGAUAUCAUUUGUAUCGUUGGAACAUUAAUUUCUGGUCAGUUCGUUGGUUUUCAUUGUCUUUUCUUGGUGUCAUCGAGUCUUCUUGUUUCUGGUAUACAACUAUAUAAUGUGUUUGUACUUGUUUUCUUUCAAUGCCCAUUAAAGAUAAGAUAAAGUUGCGGUGCUGGAUAUUAGCAUACUUUUCUCUCUCUAAUUUUUUUCUGGAUCUGUUGGGGAUAAUCAAAAGAAACAAUUCUUCAGAUUGCUUUUAAUGCCAGCGAGAUGCUUGUUUGGGGUGGAAACUUCUACUUUUCUUGAAGUUGAAAGUAUAGGAAAUCUUGAAAUUAUUACAUAGUGGUUUUUUUUGGUUUUGGUUUUUUUUUUUUUUUUUUUUGGUUUUUUUUUUUUCUUCCAAAGAUUUAAUCCUAACAACCAUGAAUAUUUUUUGUUUGGGCUUGGUUUUUUUUUUAAAAAAAGGUUUCUUUUUUUAUUUUUUUUUUUUUUUUUUUUUUUGUUUGUUUUUCUUUUUUUUUUUUUUUUUUUUUUUUUUGGUUUUUUUUUUUACAUCCAAAGAUCUAAUCCUAACAACCAUGAAUAUUUCUUGUAUGGGCUUGGUAUUUUUUUUAAAAAAAGGUUUCGUUGUUUUCUGUCCUCAGAUACCUUUUGUCUGGUGUUGAUGUGGGAAUCAACUUGAUGGUCAUCUUGACACUGUGCCUCAACAUCUUGCUCUUCCGCUGGGAAAAUAAAAAGCUUCGGGAAAAGCAGGAGGCGGAAAAAUUGGCAAACGAACAAAAAACUGAAUUAGAGAAUGACGAAAAGGAAGUGCAUCACAAGUUCUAAAAGGAAACGCCAUUCUUAAAUGAUAGGUCUACUACUUAGAAGAACUAACCCCAAUAAAUAUCUUCUAUUUUUUUUUCUUUUCACUGAUAUUAAUUAUGUUUACAGGUAUACAUUUAAUUUAGAAUGUUUGUAAAUCCGUUUCACAAUCUCUAUAGUUUUUUUUUGUUUUCAAAUGACCACCUAGCAAAAUGAAAUUGAUGCAAAUGUCAUAGCUGAAUAACAUUAUUGAUUUUUUUUUAAUUACUUUUUUUUUUUUUAAAUAUAGGACCACCGUUCCCUCCAAGUUUUGCUGUUUCGUGUGCAAAAUCAUACGGUUGUGUGCAAAGUUUUACAGCAUCAAUUUGUUUGUGAGAAAAUUGUUACAGCCCACAAACACACACACGUAACUUUGCUGCGCGGAUUCUCAAAACUGCUGCGCGGCGUCUGUGAGAUAGCUGCGCGGCAGCGCGGCCGCGCAGCUUAAAGGGAACAUUGGAUAGGACCACAGAUUUUUAAAGUAAAAGUGUGAUGAAAAGAAUAAGAACUCAGUUUACCGAGAGAAAUAGCUUUCAUUUUUAAUAAAUUAUAAAAAGGGGGUUGGUGGGGUAGGAGGGCGUUUAAGCCGUGUAAAUUACAUUUAAAAACUUUUAUUUAUUUUUUUUAAACCUAAACUUAUCUUUUUCCAAUAUUUAUUUUUACUAUCAGGUAAAUUAUAUUAAAUAGAAAUUUGGAGUGGCUCUACUAACACAUUUAGCUAAUGGGGAAAGUAAAGAAGACCAAAAAGUAUUAAAAUGUGACGAACUGAACGAUAGUCUGUUGAAGUACAAUUAAUAAGAAUGUACAAUUCAUGUAAAUGUACAAUUAAUGAAAAUGUACAAAUAAUGUAAAUGUAAAAUUUUCCUCCUGCGGGGAAAAUAUGAUUUCUCCCAUUUUUAAACUGGUAUCAAUGAGAUGUUAUUUAAGUGUUUCGUGAGACUUGCUGUAUUUUGCACCCACGGACGGAGGAGAGUAUGUCAAUGAGGUGGGCUGGAUCUGGACAGCAAGCAGAGUAUCAUAACGCAUGCCUGUUUGAAUCCAUCACCGUACAAUUUAUGCAUGUAUUCAAUUGACAAAUUGAAAUAUUCUCAAAAUACAAUUGCAUCAAUUGCACCAUUCCGAUAUCUAGUUCUGUCUCCUUUAUUGCUUUCAUACAUUAUUUCUAAGUAUAUUAUUCACCAAAAGACGUAAAAAGUAUUUUUUUUAAAUUUAACUCCACUCAGUGACAAAUAUAUUUCUGCUCCCUACAGUGCCGGCCUAAUGUAAACUUUUGCCCUGUGCGAAGCUCCCGUUCUGCGCCCCCUUCCUUUUCCCAGUAUGGUUCCGCUCUUUUCCCAAUAAUGACGAAGACGAUGGAGCAUGAGGACUUUUUCUACUUUGCGCUUGUGAUUUUGUGCCCCGAAAGCUUUUUGUUCCCCAUAUUCUUUCUGCUGAAAUAAUUAGCAGAGGGCCAAGGAAAAACGGUAUUAAUAAAUUAAUUUCCACACCCUUUCGGUUGGUCCCAACCCAAGUGUUGGUAUCCACAUUCAUUAUACAUACGAAAACUCAUUGUUUGAAAAGUGAUAGGGCGAAAAUAUAGAAUACCGUUUCCCCAUCCCGGACCCGAGGUUCAUACUUCACUAUAUUAAACUAAUGGAAAUUAUAUAUUUACUGGGCGCCCCAGGUGCCCUGUUAGAGGGCACAAGCCGCAUACCCUAAAGGCGGGCGUUGGCUCUCUACGUAUAAAAACAGAUUCGAGAUUUAUUGUUAAGUACAGUGCGGUUCCAGAAGAGAGAUCAACGGGUUUUUUGUUUUUUUUUAAUAAUUCUCUAAUAGGAUUGAACAUUCUAUCUGGCACAGGUAGCCCGGAGAUAGUUCUUAUCGCGAAACAUUGUUGAAAACGUAAGUGUAACAAUGUGAUACUGGUGUUACAUCAAAGCGAUGGUCACGGCACGUCUUUCGGUGGUUUGUAAUAAACAAUUUUGCAAACUUCUGAAAUGGUCUUCGGUGUACUUUACAAACAUUUUUAUUUUUUUUUAAAAUCAGGUAACAAGAAAACCGCCAUUUUUAUUUGAUCUUUUGUUUCGGUAAAUCUCACGUGUGCGCAUUAGCUAAAACAAAGUAACCUUUUCAAAUUUGCUAUACUCUCUAAUUCAUUCAGUAUAAUAAAAAAGUAUGAAGUAUACGCAUAUAGGAAUUAAAACAGUUUUUUCCACUGUCUUCCUCUAACAUGGUUGUUCAUUAAUGUAACUGCCAUCAACUAGAACACAAUUAGUGUUUAUCUACAUAAGUCCCAGUCACUGUGUCGUGUAUCAGUAUCAGCUUCCCACGUGUCAUCAUGGUAGAACGCUUACAAAAACGUUUGUUUUGUUUUAAUUAGCAUUUAUUAGAUUUUUGUUUUCGAAUUGUUGGGACUAAUUUUUUUUUUUUCAAAUAGAUUCUAUCGAUUUGGUUAAAUAAAUAUGUUAAAGUUUGGCGAAGAUGCAAUUUCUAACUGAUUAGAAGAUUUUUUUUUUUUUUUUUUUUUAGUUUUAAAUUUCGAAACAAACAUUUCAAUCAAAAUUCGUUAAUGUUGAAUUUAAUUUUUAUACUAUUUCAUUCAGAUAAAAAUCACAUAUUAAAAUAUACAUGAUGUCUUUUGUAAACAUCUCAUGUCUUCUUAUCAUCAUUAUUAUGCUAUUGUUAUACUAUUUUUUUUUUAAAAGUGACCAGCAUAAAAAAGCCCAUAAGAUCUAAAGUUUUCUGAAAAACACUAUUCAUUUUUGUUUUAUCUCUGGUAAAACUUGGAAAUAUUAA
This is a messenger RNA of Lymnaea stagnalis (great pond snail), 24651 nucleotides long. Lineage: Eukaryota; Metazoa; Mollusca; Gastropoda; Lymnaeidae. The record is from the annotation of a GenBank genome assembly.